Messenger RNA from Manis javanica (Malayan pangolin), 1500 nucleotides. Lineage: Eukaryota; Metazoa; Chordata; Mammalia; Pholidota; Manidae. The record is from RefSeq and is a predicted model, not a curated record.
CUGGAUUAGCGGGGCGGCAGGGAGGCUGCUAGAGCUGCGGGGUGGCCAGACCGGCCAGUGCGGAGAGGCAGGCGCACCAUGCCGCUGCAGGAUGUCACCCUCCGAGAGGUGUGGGCCUCCGACAGCGGACCUGAGGAGGAAGGCCGGCGGAGCCCAGAGGUCCGGCAGCGCCCCAGGCAGGCCCCCGACCCCCAGCGACCCGCCCGGGGACAGAAACUGAGGAAGAAGAGGAGCGAGGCCCCUGAAUCCCCCGACCCUGCGGGACCCGAGCCCCGGAGACCCGGCGGCGGCCGGGCGGCCGAGCGCGGGGGCGCCCGCCUGGCCGGGCGGAGGGGGAGGCCACGGGAAGAGCCGGCGGAGGCCCGGGCGCCGCAGACCGUCUACACCAAGUUCCUCAGGGACCCCGAGGCCAAGAAGCGCGACCCGCGGGAAACCUUUCUGGUAGCCCGCGCCCCGGACGCCGAGCACGAGGAGGAGGAGGACGAGGAGGAUCAGGAAGAGGAAGCAGGGGAGGCAGAGGAGAAGGAAAAGAAAGAGAAGAUACCUCUGCCUCCCAAGAAGCCCCCAAAAGAGAAGGUGUCUGCAGACAUCAAGGAAAGGAGGGCCAAGGCCCCAGGACUGAUGGAGGACCUGGGGAGCCCUCUCCCCCCACGGAAAGCUCUGCGCAUUAAGAAGAAAGGGAUGCCAGAGAGGGAAGGAACUAAGAUGAGAAAGACAAAGGAGAAAGGGUCUGGGGAGGCUGACAAAGACCUCUCAGUGAGCCCCGGCAGAGUGAGAAAGAAGGCCCCAGCAGCCAUGUUCCUGGUUGGGGUAGAUGGCCCAGCUGAAAAAGCUCUGAAGAAGAAAGACACUCCCAAAGGCUCAGAAGAGGAAAGGAAGGAGGAAGAGGAUGAGGAGGAAGAAGUGGCAGCUGUGGUAACAAAGAACAGUAAUCAGAAGGGCAAAGCCAAAGGAAAAGGCAAAAAGAAGGAGGAGAGGGCUCUAUCCCCACCUGUGGGAGUGCAUGAACCCCAGGAGUUGGUGCUUCAGCCUGCCCCCCAGGGCCGGACAGUGCGCUGCAGGCUGACCCGGAACAAGAAGGGCAUGGAUCGGGGCCUGUAUCCUUCCUACUUCCUGCACCUGGACACAGAGAAGAAGGUGUUCCUCUUGGCUGGCAGGAAAAGGAAACGGAGCAAGACAGCCAAUUACCUCAUCUCUAGUGACCCUACCAAUCUGUCCCGAGGAGGGGAGAAUUUCGUCGGGAAGCUGAGGUCCAACCUCCUGGGCAACCGCUUUACCAUCUUUGACAACGGACAGAACCCUCAGCGUGGAGGAGGCGGCACUGAUGUGGGGAGCCUUCGGCAGGAGCUGGCAGCUGUGAUCUAUGAAACCAACGUGCUGGGCUUCCGAGGUCCUCGGCGCAUGACGGUCGUCAUUCCCGGCAUGAAUGAGGACAAUGAGAGGGUCCCCAUCCGGCCCCGAAAUGUGAGCCCUGCACCAAUGUGAUGCAUCUCCCUGAGG